This is a messenger RNA of Mitosporidium daphniae, 558 nucleotides long. Its product is annotated as cytochrome c oxidase polypeptide IV. Gene Ontology annotation, cellular component: mitochondrial envelope. NCBI's taxonomy places the organism in Eukaryota, Fungi, Microsporidia. The record is from RefSeq and is a predicted model, not a curated record. The transcript is spliced from 2 exons. Bases 1 to 558 code for a protein of 185 amino acids. Gene Ontology annotation, biological process: mitochondrial electron transport, cytochrome c to oxygen.
AUGUUCGAAAUUGCGUCCGCAGCAUGCAUGCGUCACUUGGCCCGGUGUGGUCGUCACCACGGAAGGCUUGUGUCCUGGCGCUGCCUUGGCUCCUCUUCUGGUGCCCAAAAUGGCGAAUAUAGGCCUAUCGUUGGGCCCGGCCCCUCUGCAGACCGGCCAUACACCGAUUUUGACAUGUCCGUUGGGCUGGAGCGACUGGAGUAUCUUGCAAAAACGCAUGGCAUCAACAUCUUUGACAACGAGUGGCUUCCUGGCAACCGGUUUGGCACACAUGGGGAUCCCAUUCUGGUGGAGGCCACUGGCGAUGAAAGGAUUAUCGGCUGUACAGGGGCGCCACGGACUAGCCACGAGACAAUAUGGUUCAACGUGGCAAAGGGCGAAAUCGGGCGCUGUGUCGACUGCGGCCAGGCUUUCAAGGUAGUUGACGCCAUUGCAAUCGACAUUGCGAAUUACCUGCCGAAAGCACAGCUUCCCUCUUCAGACGGAGAGCUAAGGGCAUUGUUGGAUUCGCUGGGCAUCGAGAGCAGCCAUGUGGGGAAAGCCGCGUCAGACCAAUAA